Molecule: messenger RNA, 3735 nt
Organism: Colletotrichum destructivum
Lineage: Eukaryota; Fungi; Ascomycota; Sordariomycetes; Glomerellales; Glomerellaceae
Product: Putative Zinc finger, DBF-type, regulatory subunit Dfp1/Him1, central region
Exons: 3
Coding region: 387-2342 (651 amino acids)
Biological process (GO): positive regulation of nuclear cell cycle DNA replication; regulation of cell cycle phase transition
Cellular component (GO): Dbf4-dependent protein kinase complex
Molecular function (GO): zinc ion binding; protein serine/threonine kinase activator activity; nucleic acid binding
Source: RefSeq, a predicted model, not a curated record
CGCCUCUCUUCGUUAAUAAAGCUCUGCCCGAACCUGCCCACACCAAAUCACACACCUCGAGGUGCUGCCCGUACGAACCCCCGACGACGACAAUCUCCCCUUCGUCAUCCACCUCUUGUCCGUCCGGUGGUAUCAGAAGUUCUACCACGUUUCCGAAUCGCUCUUCAAUGUCUUUGUGAAGACUUCGACACGGUCUCUGCUGGUACGCGUGAGCGACGUGUGUUCGCCUGCCACGUCGCGUGCCCGUCGUCCACAGAGCAACCCCUCUCGACACCACAUACACACACACACACACACACACACUGUCUGUCGAACAAACCAAAUCGACAAACCAACCGAGCUUUUUUUCGUUUCUUGUCGUUGAGCAUAUUGAUUGGGCAUUUUUUAUGGCAGCCAUAUCUCUCUCACCGAACCUCGCCCCUCCUCGUCCGGCCAUGUCCACUAGACGAACGCCUUUGUCUAGCAACCCCAAUGUGGUCAAUUCCCCCUUGAGAGCCGCUUCUGCUCUGGCUCAAGCCAAGCACAAGCGCUCCCAUGCCAAUAUCCAGCGAGAAGAAUUAUACGCCCAACCACCGCCCUACAAAAAGCAGGCUGUCGAGAACGUUGGGUCGCGUCAACUGCGGUCGCCGUCCAAGAUCACGAAGGCCUCCCAGCUACCCCAACGUGUGGGUCGGCCCGUCACUAAGGAACGUUCGACACACCAUGAUGACGCCAGCGUCGAGAGGAUCCGUCAAUGGCAGGCCGAAUACCGGGGGAGGUUCCCCAAGAUGGUCUUUUACUUUGAUAGUGUCCCCGAAGACCAGAGGGCCAAGCUUUCCAGACACGCACAGUCUCUCGGAGCCAGAGACGAACGAUUCUUUUCGAGCAGCAUUACCCACGUCGUGACCGCCCGCCCGAUACCAGUGCAAGAGGACAUGCAAACGUCUGCACAUGUCGAGCCCGAAGAACAGCCCCAGACCAUCAACCCGUCCCUUCUCGACCGGUCUACCGAUGCACGAAGGCGUCUCCUGCUGGAAACCACGUCGAGACGACCCCACACUCAAAACCAGGAUGACAGAACCAGGCGGACGCGAUCGACCCAGAGUAACGAUGUCCUACAUAAGGCCCGCGAUAUGGGCAAAAAGAUUUGGUCUGUGGAGAAGUUCCAGAGGAUGCUGCAGUUUCUAUUGGAGCCAGACCCGCAUGUUGUCGCGGCCUAUGGUGCUAAGGGCGAGCCUACGAGGCACCUGGUAAACAAAAAGACUACGGAGGAGCCCGGCUUGUUGCAGAUGUUGCAGCACGAGCGACUAAACGGACCUUCAGAUGCCGUGGCCAGCAGGGAGAUGAUCAAUUUCAAGGGCCCGUACCUUUACGUCUACGACAUUGACGAGAAGCAGAAGCCCAUUAUGGUGCGGGAGUACCCCAAGGUCAACAACAAAUACGAUGGCGAGUGGCCCCAGUUCAGGACUGUUACGGACGGACGCUGCCCAUUUGUCGAGGAACCUGAGGCGACCGAACGCCCUAGUCGGAAGCCAUCCACGCAGCAAAAGGAACAGAGGGAACCGAAAGAACGUGCUGCAACGAAGCCGGUUGCGGAAGAACGGCAAUCUCGUCAACUUCCUGAAGCCCUUGUACCCAAGGCCGUCAUUGGCAAGCGCACGCUCUCUGAAAUGCAAGAUGAGCAGAACAAGACUCGGCCUGUGAUGAAGCCCAUGGACGUGUUCAACCCUCCUAAGGCCGUGGUUGCCAAUCCCAUUGAUUUUGGACGAACACAGAACGCUUUUACCGGCCGGACUGGCACUGGCCGUUUCUUUGCAGGCGAGCCUGUGGCUUCUGGAGUGCAGCCGUCCAACAUCACAUCGGCUAUCCGCUCGCAGAUGAUAUCUUCUACAUCUGGUAUCAAUGGUGCAAAGGCCGGUACUAGCAAGGAAGUGCAUGGUUUGCAGCGAAAGGUGCUGCAAAGGGGAGCUCCUACGCCACAGGACGCCAGCUCUCGAAGGCUUACUGAGAUGUCGUUGGAUGCGACAUCUGCCCGGUCUACCAGCGUCUCCAGGACUACUAGCAGGCGAAUGGAGCUUAUCGAGGAGGAUCCUGACAAGCAGAGCUCCAAGCUCUCCAAAGCCAGCUGCAAGACGGCAGCACCGCCUCCUAAGAGUAAGCGUGACCUGAAGCCGGGAUAUUGUGAGAAUUGCCAGGACAAAUUUAAGGACUUUGAUGAGCACAUUCUUACUCGCAAACACCGCAAGUUUGCCGAAAACAUCGAUAACUGGGCCGAGCUAGACGACCUUCUUGGCCAACUGGGCCGAGUACCCAAAUAUUCGAGGCACUCGCACUGCGAUAAUUACGCGGGCGAGUCUUUGUAGGCCUGGCCGGCCCAUGGACCAUUUCAUCCCACCGCCCGGCAUCUUGACUCCGACCCUGCCCAGCUUCCAAAUAUUCUUCUCGAUUCCCCCUCUUGCCAACGCUAGCAUCUUCAGAGCACGGCGCAUAUUUAUCAAAAAAGCUUACGGAUUCGUUCUACUUCCAGUGGAACCAAACGAUACCAGAGGACUGGCCAACAUGGAACCAUGUUUGGUUCCAUAUCAUGUUUUAUUUUCUCUUCACUUCGUCUUUCUCUAAUCGGCGGCUCGCACUGAAAGCAUUGCAUGCACAAUGGCGUUCGGCAUGGAGCAUUUUAUACCACGAUGGCUCAGUUUUUCUUACUUGGCACGGGCAGGACGGCGGCAGUCGUACGUGAUCAGAGGCAGGAGCAUGCGGACAGGAGGAAAGGGACCAAGACGGCGUGUCAUAAUGAAAGCAUGGUGUAGAUAUAUCGUUGAACAGUCUAUGCUUGUGUAUAUUGUACGUUGAACACGAAGAGGCUGCAUGGUUUGGGAAAGUAUGUUGCUACGGACGUGAUGAAGUUUAAUGGAUCGCAACCACUUAAGGGCGUAAAGAAGAAUCCAUGCAUUUUUAUCUUUCUAUCACAAAAUUUAAGUACCCCCCCUGUUUUCCUUCCUGUCCAAGUACGCAUGUGGUGUCAUGGGAAGAGCAAAUUCUAAUUGCCAUCGGAUUUGCCUGUUUGGAAGAGGUGCAAGUGUCAAAUCCUUCCAGAGAAGCAACUGAUGUAAUUGAAAUCUCCGGAGUCCGGGGGCGCUUUGACAGCCACGCUUUUUUGGACAUUCGAAAAGCAAGCGGCUUGCUGUUGGUCUGAUCAUAAGAGGCUUGGGGAAAGGGAGCGAACGCUAUCUCCAUGAACUAAAGGUGUCUUCUGUUGGUGGCGAUCCGAGCUCGGGUUACGGGCCGUGUACACGUUUGCUCACUGCAAGGAACGUCCUAGCAGCAAGUAGCAUCCACCUCAUCUGCCUAGUCACCUCGAGCAUAACAUCAUCGGUGUGUGUUCACCUUUGGUCAAGUUGGAUAUCCGGGGAGGGAUGAAAUGAGUCAACUCGCUUCCCGAUAGGAAGGCCAGGUGAGUGAAUAGAAUAGGGCUUAUGACGCGACCGGCGGCCACAGCCCCAUCGUCACGAUGAAGUCAGACAUCGGACGAACCCACGCGUUCACGUCAGACCUGCGUGUUGCGCUCGCAGCCCCCACACCGGCGCCGGCACAUAAGGGACGCGGGAUUGUCCUGGUUCCAGCACUCAAGCCGCCCCACUCUUGUUCUGGAGAAAUCUACAUAGUACGGAGUACUGACUCAAUCUUUCUCCGCCGGGUCCAGGCCCCGCCAGGACACUCGCGCGACAUAAGUAGUAAUAAUUCCCUCCACAGCAUCAU